Molecule: messenger RNA, 1673 nt
Organism: Xylaria bambusicola
Lineage: Eukaryota; Fungi; Ascomycota; Sordariomycetes; Xylariales; Xylariaceae
Exons: 4
Coding region: 209-1423 (404 amino acids)
Biological process (GO): L-arginine biosynthetic process
Molecular function (GO): N-acetyl-gamma-glutamyl-phosphate reductase (NADP+) activity; NAD binding; protein dimerization activity
Source: RefSeq, a predicted model, not a curated record
UCGGUCGGGCUGCCUUCGUGUAGACAGUCGAUCUGUGGUCUGAGAAUCCGUAGCUGGUCAACCUCGUAGUCGUGGGUCGAAACAGUCUACAAGAAUUAUACCAGGACUAAUUGGCGCUUGUCAGGGGCAUCGGAAUUCUCUUUCUCAACGUCGUCGCGACCAAUUCCUCUACUACUAGGUCAAUUGGGCUUCGAAGCCCUUCGGCGUCAUGAUUUCCAUCCGCUCCCUCGCCUUACGUGCCAGCACACGCGCAUCAAUUGCCACUGCUCGGAGCACGAACCGAUGUCUCCUAGAAAGCACUCAAAGCUUCUCGGCCUCAUCUGCGAGGAGCCUAACAACUGCACCCGCCCGCACUCUUAGCCCGUCAGCGCGCACCAGCAAAUGUCACAACCAACAGCAAUACAGGUACAUCACAACAACAAACCCCAACCCACCCCUCGAUAAAAAGAAUGCCUCGAACGAUGCCCCGUCUCGUAUUGCUUUGAUCGGAGCGCGAGGAUACACUGGUCAAGCCUUAAUCGAUCUCCUGAAUAAGCACCCUCACAUGGAUCUACGCUAUGUCUCUUCGCGAGAGCUCAAAGGCCAAGAACUCCAAGGGUAUACCAAGCGCAAGAUUAUCUACGAGAAUUUGUCUCCCGAGGAUGUCGCUCAGCUUGACAAGGAGGGCAAGGUUGAUUGCUGGGUCAUGGCUCUUCCCAAUGGUGUUGCUGCACCGUAUAUAGAGGCUCUCGACGAAGUGGCGAAAACCAGCGAACACAAGAGCGUUAUCGUAGAUCUUUCUGCCGAUCAGCGAUUCAACGACUCAUGGAGUUAUGGUAUCCCAACCCUCACUAAGCGCUCUGAGAUUUGCCAGUCUACUCGCAUAAGCAAUCCAGGCUGCUACGCCACUGGCGCCCAGCUAGCCAUCGCUCCUCUCGUCCCGUAUAUUGCGGCACAGCCGGUGGUGGCAGGAGUUUCCGGAUACUCAGGUGCCGGCACCAAGCCAAGCCCAAAGAAUGAUCCUGAGCUUUUAAGAGAUAAUUUGAUGCCAUACAGUCUAACAGGCCACAUACAUGAACGAGAGAUCAGUCACCAUCUUGGUACUCCUGUUGCUUUUAUCCCACAUGUCGCAAGCUGGUUCCGUGGCAUAUCUCUUACCGUCUCCAUUCCUCUUAAGGAGGCAAUGAGCUCACGCGAUAUACGCCAGCUCUACCAAGAUCGCUAUGCUGGCGAAAAGCUUGUAAAGGUUGUUGGAGACGCCCCCCUAGUACGCUCAAUUGCGAAUCAGCACCACUGCGAGCUGGGUGGAUUUGCGAUAGACAGCACUGGCAAGCGCGUGGUUAUUUGUGCCACAAUAGAUAAUCUGAACCUAGGAGCAAGCACUCAAUGUCUUCAAAACAUGAACCUUGCGCUCGGUUACGCGGAGUACGAAGCCAUAAUAUGAAGAUUUUAACUUAGUUCGACAGGUAGGAGGCGACGGGUCUCGAGCUUCUUCACUACUUCUCGGCAACUUGCUUUUUCAGCAUAGAUAGCAUUAUUGCAGAGGAAGAAAUUCAUUUUUGGUACGUAAAAGGCGGUCUUGGAUGUGGUAAUUACCCCUUGUGUCAAAACAAGUAUUCUAGUUGGCUAUAUAAAUAUCUAAACUUCUUUGCCAUCGCCAUACGUAUUGACUCAGUUAAUACUAACUCUAAAUA